Ceratina calcarata is the source of this 2213-nucleotide messenger RNA. RefSeq lists its product as uncharacterized. The transcript is spliced from 2 exons. The record is from RefSeq and is a predicted model, not a curated record. NCBI's taxonomy places the organism in Eukaryota, Metazoa, Arthropoda, Insecta, Hymenoptera, Apidae. Bases 6 to 494 code for a protein of 162 amino acids.
AUCUGAUGGCUAUGGCCUUGAACGACUCCACGAUGAUUGAGGAUGUCCCGUCCCAGGGACAGGAGAUCCUGCCGUUUGACGCGGCAGGAGAUGAAUUCAUUUUAUCUACGAACCUCGAAGGAUUCGAGGGGAUGGAGGAGGGGAUAGUACAAGAGAAGAAUAAGGUCAUAGACGCGGAACGAGCAAGGAGCUCAUCUACACCGAAGCCGGUGAACACCAAGGUUGAAGACGGCUUUUCGCACGGGAAAGAACGUACAAAAGGUAAAGUCAUAAGAGUGGUGAAAAGGCAUGCUGAAAAAGACGAUGACUCUGGAAUCGCGAGUGCCGAUAAGGACUCAUCGGGAGCGUCGUCCACGCUGGCAAUCUCUCUCCCGCUGGAGGAGGAAGCUGCAAAAAUCGAGAAGACACCGGUAGCAAGGCAAGCUGUAAGGAGGGAAAGUCACAAGACCUCGUCGCACGGCAAACCGAAAACGGAAAGAACAGUGAAGAAGUAGGACGACGGCUGGUAUACGGUACGACCACUGGAACAGGACGGAUACAGGACGAAGGAUAGUCGUCUAAUCAAUCAACAGGAACAUUGACGAGGAACGGAAAGGACGGACACGGAAUUGGGAUAGCAUCUAGGGAGUACCGGACGAGUCGGAUCGAGCUUUCGACAACGAUGCGUCGAUCAAUUGGAUAGAUGUGGGAAAACGAAAACGAAAACGAAAGGGUAGAACUCUGGUUGAUCGGGGUAUUCUUCGAGUCUUGCUGGGCCGGGAGGUCGGCAUUCGCGGGGUUCGAGUUGAUUCUGAUUCUGAUUUUGCCCGUUGGUUCAUUAGAUGACGAAUUUUAUGACCGACAAUGGCUCUCGACGGACUUUAUGUUCAAACGCUUUGUCAUUUAUUCUUUUAAUUGAUCUCGGCGUUGAGUUGCUGCUGACCUCCUCUGGUUCUUGAGGUGGAGAGCAAAAGGGUAAAAGGAUUCGAAUGGAAUAAUCACCCGAGGAAUGCCCCGAUCAUUCAGACAAAUUAUGCGUAGUAACUCUGAAUUAAUUAAUGAUUAAUCGAUGGUGUGCUUUCGCGUGGUAUGGGAAUAUGUUAGUUAUUUGACAAUGUUCGAUCGUCCUUGAUUCGUUAUGAGUUCAUUUGUCCUGUUUGAUUUUGUCUCUGUUCACCUUGGUCUGUCGUAUGAUAAACUGAUUGCCUUUAUUUUUGUUUGCUGGUAUUAAAUUACUUUACAUAUAUGGUUACGUUUUAGACUUAAGAGUCGGGAUGAAUACUUUCCGUGAUACUAGUUUUAAAUUGUACUACUUCUUUGUCUGCCUGUUUGCCUGUUAGUUGAGCGUUUGUUUAAUGUGGAUGUAUGUUAAUGAAGCGUAUUGUUGACCCUUGUUCUGAGUAAAUUAAUGGCGGGGAUAGAUCGUACUUGUUGGUAUCAGAAGUAUAAGAUGGGACUUGUCGGAGAAUGUAGCGCAGUGUUGAACAACGUGCCGGGGAUUAAUUUAUGUGAAAGACACUUUCCAUUGGGAAUGGUGAGGGAUUCCUCUUGCUUCUAUGUAAAAACCCUUCGUAAACUCGCGAUUAGGCUUGAACCCUGACUCGCGUGACUCCUUCUUCAUCUUUGUACGGUCGUGGAAUGUUUGUGAUGAGCCUGGUCAAAAUCAUGAUUACUGCUCGAUAGUCGAAUGUAUUUGAUAUUCGUGAACUCGCGGUCGAUUAGCUCAUUUCUGUGGUAGAUAGAUACGAGACAUAACAGAACGAGGGUAAAACAUGAAUGAAUGGGACUUGUUGUAUGGAUAAGUUUUAAGAACGCGACUCGGUCACGAUUGUUACUUAUCUUUUAUAGUAUUCAGUUUGUAAUCGGUAUGGAAACGGUGAUCGCUAACGUAAGCUAUUACAUAAAUUCACUCUUGUUCGAGAUAUUUUAUUUUUUAUAUAUUUACAUAUUUCUUAUAUUUUAUAUAUAUUUCCAAAAAACGUUCUUAGUUAUGUAUAAAUGAAGAAGGCAUACUUGUGUUUUGAGACGCAUACGAUGUGAAACUGAUAAAGAAAAACGUCGGUAAGCUCGUGGAGACGUUUGGACUACGGGCCGGGUUUGUCGGUUUUGCAUACGAUGAUAAUCACACUGGAAGCGAGCUGUUUGACACAAUGAUUAAAAAGUUUGUCGAACGACCGGAUUGUUUGUAUGCGAAAUAAUAAUAAAAACUGUUUCACUGUAGUGCCUGAUAAAUG